Molecule: messenger RNA, 2219 nt
Organism: Saccoglossus kowalevskii
Lineage: Eukaryota; Metazoa; Hemichordata; Enteropneusta; Harrimaniidae
Product: receptor-type tyrosine-protein phosphatase mu-like
Biological process (GO): protein dephosphorylation
Molecular function (GO): protein tyrosine phosphatase activity
Source: RefSeq, a predicted model, not a curated record
GACAGGCGUACCUCUGGCGAGAGAAAUGAUACACACCAGUUUACCGUUCCUAUUGUUUACCGCAUCGCUGAAAUGAUAUGGGUUCCAUCGUUUUAGGAGGCCUGACUACUUUGCUCGUGGUUUUAUUAUUAAUUUGCAUCUCAUUAGCUGUGUUCUACAUAUACUUAAGAAGGAAGAAGAAAACGUGGAGACAAGUUAUCCCAAAAUAUAAAGGUUUCGCUAGGCACGAUGACUCUAGCAGGAAUGGUGAUGCCGAUAAUAUAUUGAUGACGACAAAAUUGAUAGACACUUCUCCAGUUCAUGACACUACGAUACCAAGUGAUGCCUUGCCUCCAGCAAAGACUAAACAUCAGCCAAUCAACGUGGCAGAUCUAGCAGACUACAUAAAAAGAAAAAAUGACGCUGGCGAAGGUUUUAACUUGAAAGCUGAAUAUGAGGAACUCAAAUACGGUCAGCUUGGAAAAUGGGAAGUAGGUGUGAAUGCCGCAAAUAUAUCAAAGAAUAAAUUCACCGACGUUGUGGCGUACGAUCACUCCCGUGUUGUGCUUGCCACCAUUGAUGGCGAUGUUAACUCGGACUACAUAAAUGCAUCUUAUAUUAAUGGUUAUAGAAAUGUAAAAUACAUCGCCACACAAGGUACCAUGAGUAAAACAGAAGCAGACUUCUGGAGAAUGGUUUGGCAGGAAAAUACGAGAACAAUACUGAUGGCAACGAAUCUCAUUGAACAAGGACGAAUAGAUAGACCACGUGAUGUAAGAGAAGUCAAACAGUUCCACUUUACCGUAUGGCCUGACAUGGGGGUGCCAAAUUACACAUCAGAUGUGUUGUCGUUCUUACGUAGAGUGAAAACUAGUAAUCCCACUAAUGCUGGGCUUAUGGUGGUUCAUUGUAGUGCUGGCAUUGGUAGGACUGGUACUUUUAUAACCAUAGACUCUAUGCUAGAAAUGGCCAAAGAAGAAGACCAAGUCGAUAUUUUUAACUUUGUUGCAAAAGGUAGAGAAGACAGAAUAAACUUUGUUCAAACCUCGGACCAGUAUGCCUUCAUAUACAACGCGGUAUUGGAGGCCACCCUGUGUGGGAGCACGGAGAUACCAUGCAAAGACCUGAGAAUAACCCUGGAACAAUUAAAGAGAAGGAGUGCAAACGGAAUAAAAACAGGUCUACAACUUGAAUUUGAGAAUCUUGAUAAGUUGUGUCCAACCCCACAUAGUGAUGAAUAUAAGUCUGCGAACGAGCCAAACAAUGCACAUAAGAACCGAUAUCCUGACAUUUUGCCACUUGAUAGUAACAGACCAUACUUGAUGACACCUGCCAAGAAAGGCGACUACGCGAACUACAUCAACGCAAGUUUUCUUUCAUCUUAUGCACAUAAAGAUGCAUUCAUUGCGACUCAGAUGCCAUUACCCGAUACUGUGGGGGAUUUCUGGAGAAUGGUGUACGACUGGAAAUCUCUGACAAUUGUUAUGUUGAACGAUAUGACGGAAGAUAUGCAAGACGGACAAUACUGGCCAGACGACGGACACAUUCAGUACGGUCCAUUACGUGUGGAAGUGUUGUCCGAGCAACAACAUGGCGAUGUUAUCGAAAGGAAGAUAAGUUUGCAACACGUGGACAAAAUGGGAAUUGACAACUCUCGCUUCAUCACUCAGUUUCAAGCAAUCAACUGGCCCAAUAACCAUGAUACUCCUAUCUCAUUGAAUGCAAUGACAGACGUAAUGGCGAUGGUGAAAAAAAAUCAAUCGGACGUCGUACCGGUAAUUGUACAUUGCAGUAAUGGAAUAGGCAGAACCGGUAUAUUUUGUACUAUGGUUGCUGUGAGUGAUAAGAUUAGAAGAGAACAAAUUGUCGAUAUAUUCCAAGCUGUAAAGACGUUACGACUCAACCGUCCUGGCAUGGUGGAGUCAUUAAAAUUGGUUUACUGUGCAUCGACUAUACUCGAAGGUCAUUUGGGGAGCGAUAAGAACAUUAAACAUUCAUUAAUGGGUUUUAUGAAAGGAAACUACAAAUAUCGUGAUGACAAUGAAGCUCGCCCCCUGUUGGUAGCCAUUCUGCUGGGUACAUUGGUACUGGAAUGUGUAUCGCAUAACGGUGAAAGAAAUGCUUGGAAAUUACAGCACAUUGUGCAACGAAGAGCUGGGGCGGAAUUUUCACGUCUCCCUGGAAGUCACAUCGAAGAAGUAGUACGAAGUACAUGGAAAGAGCCAUCACGUCAUCCAUAG